Aspergillus homomorphus CBS 101889 is the source of this 2118-nucleotide messenger RNA. Its product is annotated as putative facilitated glucose transporter. Lineage: Eukaryota; Fungi; Ascomycota; Eurotiomycetes; Eurotiales; Aspergillaceae. Gene Ontology annotation, biological process: transmembrane transport. Bases 103 to 1947 code for a protein of 614 amino acids. Gene Ontology annotation, cellular component: membrane. The record is from RefSeq and is a predicted model, not a curated record. The transcript is spliced from 9 exons. Gene Ontology annotation, molecular function: myo-inositol:proton symporter activity.
CUUUUUUUUCUCGUUCUGUUCUUCAUCCCCAUGGGGCUUUCUUCAGGAGAGAUCUGCAACAGCCAUCCUCUCUCGCACGCGUCCUAGACUGCCUCAAUCACCAUGAACGAGAAGACGGCGACGGGCGUGAUUGCCCACGAUGAGAACAUCGCCCCCAUCUCCAAGCCCGAGCUGUCUCAUGCAGCUCGUGGCCCUGCCCUCAACCUGAUCGAGAAUCCCUUGACGCGCAAAUCCUCGGAGCAGGUUGCAAUCGACGCUCGCGCGUUCGCCGAAGCCCACGGUAUGUCGGAGCACGCCGACGUUUUCGCUCGAGGCGCUCUGGUCGCGCGGGACCCUCAGCAAUUCGAGGCGGUCGCUGAGCUCACCGGACCGGAGCGGACUGCGCUCGCCUACGAGCGGGACCACAAAUGGCACGGUCCGUUCAUGCUCUGGUAUUCGAUCGCGCUGUGUGCGGUGGGCGCCGCGACGCAGGGAUGGGAUCAGACGGGAUCCAACGGCGCCAACCUGUCCUACCCACAGGAAUUCAACAUCGCGGGUAAGGGCCGUGACGAAUGGAUUUUGGGUUUAGUUAAUGCUAUCAUCUUCUUGACUGCCGGGUUGAUUGGCGCCUUCAUCGUCGACCCGCUCAACCACUACCUCGGCCGACGCGGCGAGAUCUUCGUGACGGCAUGCUGUCUAACGGCCACACCCAUCGGAUCCGCCUUCGCCAAAUCGUGGCAGGGGCUGUUCGCGGCACGGUUCGUGAUGGGCAUUGGGAUUGGGGCCAAGAACGCGACGGUGCCUAUCUACUCGGCGGAGAUGGCACCGGCGCGCAUCCGCGGGGCGCUGGUGAUGUUCUGGCAGCUGUGGGUGGUGGCGGGCAUCUUCCUGGGGUUCGCGGCGAACGUGAUCGUGAAAGACACGGGCCGCAUCGCGUGGCGACUGCAGCUGGGGUCGGCGUUCAUCCCCUCGUUCAUUUUGGGCGCGGGCAUCUUCUUCUGUCCCGAGUCGCCGCGCUGGCUGAUGAAGCACGGCCGCUACGCCCAGGGCUUCCGGUCGAUGCUGCGGCUGCGCGCCCACCCGAUCAUCGCCGCCCGCGACUACUACUACUCGUACGUGAUCUACGAGGAGGAGCUGCGCGAGGCACGAGGGGCCGGCUAUUUCUCGCGCAUGUGGGACUGCUUCGCUGUGCCGCGCAUCCGACGGGCCAACUACGGUGCCUCGACCGUGAUGAUCGCGCAGCAGAUGUGCGGCAUUAACAUCAUCUCGUUCUACAGCUCGACCAUCUUCGAGAGAGCCGGCUACGACGCCACGCAGGCGCUGUACGCCUCGCUGGGCUACGGCGCCAUCCAGGUGGUGUUCACCAUCCCGACGGUGUUCCUGAUCGACACGAAGGGCCGUCGCACGUUGACUUUGCUCACCUUCCCGCUCAUGUGCAUCUUCCUGCUGGCCGCCGGCUUGUCGCUGCUGAAAACCGACGGCACCAAGGGCGAGAAGAUCGGGCCUGUUGCGCUAUUCGUCUACCUGUUCACCAUCUGCUACUCCCUCGGCGAGGGCCCCGUCGCCUUCCAGUACUCGGCCGAGGUGUUCCCGACCAUCCAGCGUGAGCAGGGCAUGGCCUGGGCCGUGUGCAUCAACAACACCUUCGCCGGGAUCCUAAGUCUCACCUUCCCACGCAUGCAAAGCGUAAUGACACCAACAGGCGCCUUCGGCUUCUAUGCAGGACUCAACUUAAUCGCCUGGUUCAUGAUCUUCUGCUUCGUCCGCGAGACAAAGCAACUGACCCUCGAGGAAAUCGAUCAGGUAUUCUCCGUCCCAACGAAGAAGUUCCUCCACCACGAGUUGACGGUGUGGCUACCCUGGUUCAUCAAGCGGUACAUCUUCCGGCGGAAGAUCGAGCGCCCGCCGCCUAUUAUUGCUACCGCCGGGAUGGGGGCGCAGAGGGAUGUGAGUGUGCAGGUUUCGUGAGCGUUGUAUUGAGGUAUGUGGGAAGGGACGGGGGAUGUGGGACUGGGUGCAUGUUGUGUUGAGUUAUUGAGUGGUUGUUAUAUACAUGCUUCCAUCCUUCGUAUUUCACUUAAUCUUGAUGGAGAGAUGCGUUCCGGGGGAGAACCCCCGGACCCCCCUUUUUUUUUCAAA